Didymodactylos carnosus is the source of this 2394-nucleotide messenger RNA. Lineage: Eukaryota; Metazoa; Rotifera; Eurotatoria; Philodinida; Philodinidae. The record is from the annotation of a GenBank genome assembly.
AUGGCAGAAGUACACGUCAUCGGCUCAAUAUCGGGAGGUAGCGGGUUUCCAGAUGAAAGUUUAUUUUGCAAAUGGAAGAUACAUGCAGGCAGUGCAUGGCGUGUACUUCAGGGAGAGCAAGAAGGGCAGACUCAAGUUGAUUCACCCUCUCAUGAACCAGUAGCUUAUUGGUGUCAUCCGAUCGAUAUCCAUUUUGCCACAAAAGGUCUUCAAGGUACGUUACAAGUAUGGCACCAAGAUUUGUAUGGUCGUACUGAAUUGUACAGUUAUGGCUUUUGUCAUAUCCCAGUAUCACCUGGUUAUCAUGAAUUAGACGUUGUUACAUGGCGUCCAAAAGGUAGUCUUGCAGAAGAAUUAAAAACACAAUUUAUUGGCGGAAGUUCACAGUUAAAGUCAUUUGCCAGCAAUAGUUUCCAAUACAAAAAUUUCAAUCAACCAGACGAUUAUAGCCCAUUUAAUGCUAACAGUCAAGAUGUUAUUAAUGCAACAGCAACAAUAUUUCAGCAACAAUCGCCCGGAUCUCGACGUUUGUCAUCCAAGUCUCAAAAACGAAGAUCAACUGUGCCAGCUGUGAACAAUGGAAAUACACCAGUAACAGUUUUGUGUGAUAUUUGUUCAAUUCCUAUCACAUCAUUGAUCGUGUUUGAAAGCCACGUGAAAGGAAAACAACAUCAAAGAAAAUUACAAACAAUAUUAAGAAAUAAUCCAACAUUCAAGCCACUAUCGUAUAAUGAUUUGUGUCAACCAAUACCUCAAAAGCCUCUGAAUAAUCCCGUUGUUUUUGAACAAAAUCCCGUACCACAAGCCUCACUACCUCAAAUACCGACUGCACCUUCUAUUCCGACGUCCACCUCUUCUUUAGUCAUUCAAAAACAAAUGCCAAUCACAACAUCUGUUGACAAGGUUGCAUUUAACAAUACCACACUGAAGCCCAUCGCACCACAAUCUAAAAUUCCACCGCUGAUUCCAUCAAAAACACUACUUUGUAAUAUUUGUAAUAUUUCGUGCAAUUCAGAUGAGAUGCUAAAUGCUCAUAUUCAAGGAAAAAAACAUCAAUUAAAAGCAAAAAUGAAUGUGUUAAAUAAUCUACCUAUAACUAGAAGUUGUGAAACAGUUUCUGCUGGCGAAGUUGAAACAAAAUUUCCGUGUGUGAUAUGUGGUUUAGAGUUAUCAACUAUCGAACAAUUAAGAAGUCAUGAAAAUAGCAAAAAACAUAAAGCAAAGAUGAAAGAAGCAGCACUUUGCGCUGAACAAAUAUCUGGAUUAUCAAUCGAUUAUGACAAAUAUAAACUAUCUGAUGCACAAAAGAAAAUCAUAGCGGAAAAAGAUAACAAUUGUUUUGAUUAUCAUUGUCAAGUCUGUAAUAAGAUGAUGACGGGAAGGUUACAAUUAGUAUUGCAUAUAAAGAGUCAAGGUCAUGCAAGAAAAGCAAACGUUAUGCCAAACACAAGAUGGGGACAACAACGUGGAUCGAGACCACUAUUCCGAGGAAGUCGUGGUGUUGGAAAUUUUCGUGGUAGCAAUGUUCGAGGUCAAGUUCAUAAAAAUCCUGGUCUACGGGGUCGAGGCAGUAGAGGAAAUAUACGUGGUCGUGCACGUAUGGAUACCAAUUCCAGACGUUCUGAUUUUGGAAGAAGUAAUGCGUUAUCAGCAGACCAACAAACAAACGUGGUUUUUAGAUAUGACAAAGAUCCAAACUACAAUCAAAAUCCUAUGGUUCUCAAUGAGACCAAACCAUUUGUAUUUGGUGGUUUCGAUGAAAAUACAGAUGUAACACAGACGCAUAUAAAUCAAUCAUUAGACCAAUUAGCAAAAGUAGCAAAUGAGCAACAAAAUCUUAAACCGAAACGACAAGGACAAAAUAAUAAUAUGAAACGAUUUAAUAACAAUAAUACGCCCAGUGAACAAGGGAAUGCAAAUAAACGUUUAAAAUCAUAUGGACCGGUUUACAGUAAUACAGUGAAUUAUACCCAAGUACAAAAACAACAAAUGAAUAGAUAUAAUAACGGUGACCAACAACAAUAUCAACAUCCUUUUUGUCAAACAGAUGGUCCAUCAACACUUCCUACUUAUUCAACAAGUCAACAUGAUCAAUCUUAUCAUCAUCAAAAUUAUCCUUUGCCUCCAUCUCCUACUAAUAGUAACACUAAUUAUUCUUUUAAUAAUUACUAUUCAACAAAUGAUCAAACAGCGGUAAAAUGUGAAUCAGACUAUUCAAGCUAUAUGACAAAUCCUAAUAAUAACCGAUUGUCUCAGCAACCAUUGGUACCACCUUCAUGGAUCUCACGUUCUGCACCUUCGAGCCUUCCGCCAUGGCAUUCGUCUACUGCAGAUCCACCAUCACCAAAAAACUACGGUAUUACUGGAAACUAUCAUCAAUUUGGACCCUAUUGA